AUGGUGGCUGCUAGCGUCGAUACCUCGGCGACUUCUCAAGCUGAUGAAGAGGCACAAGAGCCCUUUCGAGAAGUUAGAAUGCCUCAAAGGAGAAAAGUGAACAACAGCUCUAAUAAACGAGUGGCUGACCUUUUUGACGAGGGGGUAGACGCGGGUUUAGGAAAUGACUCCAAUAACGGACUAAAUUACGUAGCUAGUAACUCCACAGCAAUAACCACGACGAUAUACCUAUGA
This is a messenger RNA of Marasmius oreades (fairy-ring Marasmius), 234 nucleotides long. RefSeq lists its product as uncharacterized. The record is from RefSeq and is a predicted model, not a curated record. Lineage: Eukaryota; Fungi; Basidiomycota; Agaricomycetes; Agaricales; Marasmiaceae. The transcript has 2 exons. Bases 1 to 234 code for a protein of 77 amino acids.